Molecule: messenger RNA, 903 nt
Organism: Adineta steineri
Lineage: Eukaryota; Metazoa; Rotifera; Eurotatoria; Adinetida; Adinetidae
Source: the annotation of a GenBank genome assembly
AUGAGUAUUGUAGCAUAUAGUACGUGUCGUAUUCAAUUUAUAUCGAAUGAUUCACAACGUUCUCAACAGAAUUAUUCUGACAGAUCUCUAAUAGAAUUGAGAGCCUAUGAUUAUGCUGAUUAUUCAUUACGAGCACUGGAUAUGGAAGCUAAUAAAAAAGAAAUUUUCAAUAUUCCUCUUAGGCAAGUAGAUCAAUAUAAACGUGGAAGAUCAGCUAAUCAACCCGAUGAAAUUCCUACUAGAAAUGGAAUGUAUUAUAUAUCAUUAAAUCCUACAUCACGAGAUGAAUUGCAUAAAGCAUUUGAUGGAAUUUUUCAACAAAUAGCUGAUAAGGAACAAUCAGAUGUUAGUAAUCAAGUUACUAAUCACAGCAGGGAUAAUUCUAAUGAUGUACAUGAUGUUUCUGUAAAAAAUCUUCUACUUGAUAUUCAUCAUCUGGGUACAUGUAUUCAACAAGGUGAUUCAGAUACAGCUGCUCAAUUAGCUUCACAAUUAGCUUCGAAACCCGUUCGUUUUCGAACCAAAUCAUCUAAAAAUAUACGAGAAGAAAAGCCAUUUAUAGUUCAAAUUCAACUUGAUGGGAAUGAAUAUGACAUUGAUCACCAUGGUGCAACAAUUCCAAUGAGUGUUUUCCAAUCAACCACCGUUCGUGAAUUACGAGCAGCUGUAUACGGUAAUUUAUCAGUCAAUCAAUAUGUUUUUGUUAAUGGUCAUUUAGCACAUGAUAAUUCAUCAAUGAGCGAUUUAAAUGUUGGACCAAAUUCUUUAUUUAUAUUGUUUUAUUUAACACAUGCUAAAUCAUUUACAGAUAAUGGUCCAUGGCAGUGCAGAAAUUGUACUUCAAAUAAUAAAGAGAAUAUUUUUCGUUGUAGUUUAUGCUCCGCAGCACGUGCAACAGACUAA